UAGUUUACUCCCGCGAUCAAAAAGCUCUCCUCCCCACUCUCUUCGAAUCCUCUCUCGUUUUCUCUCUCUUCUUGAUCGCUUGAUCGCUUGAUCGCUCGAUCGCUUGAAGAUGCUUCAGUGUAUCUUUCUCCUCUCCGAUUCCGGGGAGGUGAUGCUGGAGAAGCAGAUGACGGCGCACAGGGUGGAUCGAUCCAUCUGCGCUUGGUUCUGGGAUUACGUGCUCUCACAAGGUGGCGAUUCAUCAAAGAUUUUGCAGGUGAUUGCGUCUCCCACACACUAUAUUUUCCAGGUCUAUCGCGAGGGGAUCACGUUCCUUGCGUGCACGCAGGUCGAAAUGCCUCCUCUUAUGGCGAUUGAGUUCCUUUCCAGAGUAGCAGAUGUGCUGACAGAUUAUCUCGGAAGCCUGAAUGAGGACUUGAUAAAGGAUAAUUUUGUCAUCGUAUAUGAGAUAUUGGAUGAAAUGAUGGACAACGGCUUUCCCCUUACAACAGAACCGAACAUCUUGAGAGAGAUGAUAGCACCACCAGAUAUUGUUAGCAAAAUGUUAAAUGUUGUCACCGGUAAGAGUUCUAACGUGAGCAACAAACUUCCAGAGGCAACAGCGUCCUGCGUUCCUUGGAGGAAAACGGGCUUGAAGAAUGCAAGCAAUGAGGUCUACGUCAACCUAGUUGAGGAACUGGAUGCACUGGUGAACAGAGAAGGGAUGUUAGUAAAAUGUGAAGUGUAUGGCGAGAUUCAAGUCAACUCUCAUCUCCCUGGGCUUCCUGAUUUGACCCUUUCAUUUGCAAACCCUACAAUCCUGAAUGAUGUUAGGUUUCAUCCGUGUGUUCGAUUCCGGCCUUGGGAAUCGCAUCAGGUCCUGUCAUUUGUGCCUCCGGAUGGUCAGUUUAAGCUCAUGAGUUACAGGGUUAAGAAUCUGAAGAAUAUACCGGUUUACCUGAAGCCGCAACUGAGUUCAGAUUCUGGGAAUUGUCGCAUCGAUGUCUUGGUUGGAAUCCGAAAUGACCCUGGAAAAACAAUUGAUUCUGUAACAGUAAAGUUUCAGCUGCCGCUAUGUAUUGCGUCAGCUGAUUUAACCUCAAACUAUGGCACUGUGAACAUUCUCGCUGAUAAGACUUGUUCUUGGUCUAUCGGAAGAAUCCCGAAAGACAAAUCCCCAUCACUCACAGGUAACUUAGUUCUUGAUGGCAUGGAUCGUCUGCAUGUAUUCCCCACCUUCCAAGUUAAAUUCAAGAUCACAGGGGUCGCUUUUUCGGGGUUGCAAAUAGAUAAAUUGGAUGUCAAAAACACGCCAAGCUCUCCUUAUAAAGGUUUCCGUGCCAUCACUCAAGCAGGACAAUAUGAAGUUCGGUCAUAACAGUGUAUACACAGGCUUUGUCACAGUUGUAUACCCGCGGGCCAAUAUUUGCUUCUUCUCAAAGCAGUUAAUGACAAGUCAGUAGCUGGCUAGCUGCUUACCGUUUGGCCAUAGAAUUCGAAGCUUCUUGGUGUCUAUUUCAGAAGGGAUAUAGGCAAAAGUGACACAGUACAUACUUAAAGUUACCCUGCCCAAUGUAAAGCUAUUCCAGCUUUUACAACCGCGAUGCUGUUGUGGACGAGUACAUUGUGGAUGCAGUUAAGUUGUCAGUUGUGGCGCGUUAUGUUUUGCUGCUUUAAGAUUUCACUUCUGAGAGGCAUAUACUGUUUCUAAUUCUAUAGAACAAGCUGCAGUCACCAGGAAUAAUAGCAGGAGCCUAGAAACUGAAUCAGGGGAAUUGCAUAGCCCGAGACUACGCACAGCAUACGGUAGCAAUCCAUUUUGGUGUAAAACAGUUAUAUAUAAGUGCCGAUGCGGAGUGGCGGUUUGUUGCGGACUCAUUUUAGCUGCUUUAAUGUUAUUGAUCUUUCUACUGAUCAGUCUGUUAUUUUUCUUUUCAGUCUUUUUACUUUUCUGAAACAGAACUUUUUAGUUGUCAUGACAUUUACAGUUCCAGAAACAGUGAUGAGAACAAAUUUAUCCACCCAACUAGUUCACUACUUGGUCAGCUGAUUAGAUGUAAAACAUAGUUCCGUGAGAAAUAAUAUAUGUGGAUGUUGUGAUUGGUUAAAAUA
Ananas comosus (pineapple) is the source of this 2091-nucleotide messenger RNA. Its product is annotated as AP-3 complex subunit mu. Gene Ontology annotation, cellular component: clathrin adaptor complex; cytoplasmic vesicle. The transcript is spliced from 8 exons. NCBI's taxonomy places the organism in Eukaryota, Viridiplantae, Streptophyta, Magnoliopsida, Poales, Bromeliaceae. The coding region runs from base 110 to 1357 and encodes 415 amino acids. Gene Ontology annotation, biological process: intracellular protein transport; endocytosis. The record is from RefSeq and is a predicted model, not a curated record.